AUGGAGGGGACUUUGCCAUCGGCGGGCAGUGAGAAGCCCCAGAAGCGGGUGAGGUUCCGGGUGGCGUCAGGGAACAGUGGACGGGUGCUGAAGGAAAUGUUUAAGGAUGAGGGUCCAACUGACUCCCUGGACUCGGACUGCACCAGCAGUUCGGAGGCAGAUCGGGCCAGUACGCCCUCCACCAGUGGGGAGCUAAAUGGACACCUGGGAGGCUACCUGGGCUCAGAGCUGGACGACAGUGAGAGCGAGCCGGAUGACCUUCUGCUGUUCGCAGGCGGAAAGAACAAGGACAGAGUUUUCAGUACCAAACGCGUCAAUAUCCUCAGCAAGAACGGGACAGUGCGAGGAGUUAAGCACAAAGUCAGCGCUGGCCAAAUACUGUUUGAUAACCUAACUAAAGUCAACGGGCCUGAGCUGACGCUGGAGUUUGGCCGGAUCGUGAUCUACACCACUAGUUUCCGUGUGGUCAGGACGACGUUUGAGCGCUGUGAGCUGGUGCGCAAAAUCUUCCAGAAUCACAGGGUGAAGUUCAUGGAGAAGAACAUUGCUCUGGACAGUGAGUAUGGGAAGGAGCUGGAGACACGCUGCAGAAGGGUGGGUGAGCCACCGUCCCUGCCUGUGGUCUUCAUUGAUGGACACUACUUGGGGGGUGCAGAGAAAAUACUGGGUAUGAAUGAAUCAGGGGAACUGCAGGAUCUCCUAACCAAAAUUGAGAGGGUACAACAUCCCCACACAUGCCAGACGUGUGGCGGCUUCGCCUUCGUACCCUGCUCUAUGUGCCAUGGCAGUAAGAUGUCCAUCUUCAGAAACUGCUUCACAGACUCGUUCAAAGCACUUAAAUGCACGGCGUGCAAUGAGAACGGCCUUCAGCCAUGUCCCAGCUGCUCUCACUAAGGUCCUCUUCAAGUGCCUGCUCACCUACUGACCCCACCCAGUCCAGCCCCUCUCCCUCUCACCCUUUUGGCCAUGCAAAUGACUGCACCAGACAGAGAAAGAUGACUGCUAUUUUUUUUUCUC
Pygocentrus nattereri (red-bellied piranha) is the source of this 1017-nucleotide messenger RNA. It is a transcript of the gene grxcr1a, whose product is annotated as glutaredoxin and cysteine rich domain containing 1 a. The record is from RefSeq and is a predicted model, not a curated record. Bases 1 to 894 code for a protein of 297 amino acids. NCBI's taxonomy places the organism in Eukaryota, Metazoa, Chordata, Actinopteri, Characiformes, Serrasalmidae. The transcript is spliced from 4 exons. Gene Ontology annotation, biological process: sensory perception of sound.